AUGGUUAACCCUCAGUUCGCGAUCCCUCCUGAAUUCCAAGCAGAUCUAAAUUACGUUGAAUCCCUUGAUCCCCGUUCAGACGAGGAAAUCAUCUCUUCCAUCGAUACCUAUACUCCAGUGACAUCAGAAAAAAAUAUAUGGGCUUUCUGGCACUCCAGUGUCAAAUCCAUGCCCGGGUGGUGCACCCGUAAUGUCGUCAACUGGGCUCGCCUCUGUGGCCCCUCAUGGACAAUUCGAGUGCUUGACUCUGUCCCCGAUUCACCUAAUUACGCGUUGAAGUUUCUUCCCGCAAAGAUGCUUCCAGAGACAUUCGUUAAGGGGACGAUGGAUGGGCCUUACAUUGGCCAACAUAGUGCGGACUUCAUGCGCGGAGCAUGUUUGUACCUUUAUGGAGGGGCAUACAUGGACGUUGGUAUCUUGCUCGUUCGCUCUCUGGAUCACCUCUGCUGGUCUAUUCUGGAAGACGAGAGCUCACCCAGACAAAUUGCCGUCCCGUGGAUGUACGGUGUAGUAAUAGCAAACCACUUUGUGGCUAGCCGCAAGGGCGAUCCAUUUAUAAAAAGAUGGCACGAUCUAUUUAUUCACCUGUGGGAGGGCCGAUCGAACCACUCCGGCAUAUGCAGCGAUCCGCUCGUUGCAUUCGGUCUCGAUAUGGACUUCUCCGAGUCACAGCGCCACGGAUACAAAUUUGAAUUCAAAGUAGAGCCACUUACGGUGUUCGAAUACAUUGCUCAAGUUAUUUCGUGGAUGCGUCUGUGCAUGCUUGAGGAUGCAGGGGAUGGGUUUAGCUGCGCUGAUUACGCGGUGGAUAAUAUUCUCUGGUUCGACUGCCUCCCGGAAGACUUCCCCGUUGAGACUGUGGUUGGGUUUCUGGGGCAAUCGGCUUUCGAUGCCCUUUCGACACCGUUAAAUGCAGAUCCCGAAUCUCCAGGGUAUAAGACUGCAUACCAACUUGUGUGGCAUGUGCUCACGAGUGGAAGCAUGCAGAAGGUUUCUCAUGCGAAAAACUUGUCAUCAACACCUGCGCUUGGAUAUCUUUGGGAUGACAACCGUGGCUCCGAUUGUAAACCGGGAACGUUUGCGGAACUUCUCAGAUACGGUAGUGUGCACUUUGAGCAGACAAGGAGGACUGUAUCUAUUGUACAGAUCGAAAAGCCGAAAGAUACCAUGAAAAAGGGCGUGCUUGAGCCUUGA
This is a messenger RNA of Paracoccidioides brasiliensis Pb18, 1194 nucleotides long. RefSeq lists its product as uncharacterized. The coding region runs from base 1 to 1194 and encodes 397 amino acids. Gene Ontology annotation, molecular function: glycosyltransferase activity. The transcript has a single exon. The record is from RefSeq and is a predicted model, not a curated record.